CACGCCUUACGACAGGUUCUGCCCCUUCUAUAAGACGGUGGGAAUCCUGCGAAAUAUGAUUACGUUUUACGACUUAGCGAAACACGCCGUCGAGUCGACAGCACAGGGAGAGAACCGCAUCACUUGGUCCACCAUUCGGGAGGCUAUGGGAGACAUUCUCUAUCAGUUGAGUUCAAUGAAGUUCAAGGAUCCUGUGAAGGACGGCGAGGCACAGAUCCGCAAGGAUUUUGAAGAGCUCUACGAGAAUAUGCAGACCGCGUUCAGAAACCUAGAGGACUAGAGGGCUAGACACGUGU
Oppiella nova is the source of this 296-nucleotide messenger RNA. The record is from the annotation of a GenBank genome assembly. Lineage: Eukaryota; Metazoa; Arthropoda; Arachnida; Sarcoptiformes; Oppiidae.